This is a messenger RNA of Synchiropus splendidus (mandarinfish), 2432 nucleotides long. Its product is annotated as serine/threonine-protein kinase pim-3-like. Gene Ontology annotation, molecular function: ATP binding; protein serine/threonine kinase activity. The transcript has 6 exons. Lineage: Eukaryota; Metazoa; Chordata; Actinopteri; Syngnathiformes; Callionymidae. Gene Ontology annotation, biological process: regulation of mitotic cell cycle; negative regulation of apoptotic process; protein autophosphorylation. The record is from RefSeq and is a predicted model, not a curated record. Bases 215 to 1171 code for a protein of 318 amino acids. Gene Ontology annotation, cellular component: cytoplasm.
GAUUCCCUUUAGCGUGGGCGGAAGGAUAUGUGAGGGGCGAGUUCAAACUGCGACAGAACCGGCCGGUAAAGUGGCGCGCUCCGGCGUCUACUCUGUUUAUAUGGGCAUUGGUUGCGUUUAAGUCCUGGUUUUUCGCUUUGUGAUUUUUUUUCCUUCGCUUGGAGAUUUCUACGGAGUAAUCGACGAGCCGUACCGGUAUAUUUGGGAAGUAACCAUGAGCAGCGUGCUGCUCUCGUUGCCCAGCAUUGCACCCAGCGUGGAUGUGCCGGCGAAGCUCCAUCAAGCUAAGGCGGACAAACCACCGUUUGAAAAGCUGUACAGACUGGGCACGGUUCUUGGCAGUGGAGGGUUCGGGACGGUCUACUCAGCAGUCCGCAUGGCCGACAACGCGCCGGUGGCAGUCAAGCACGUGAGCAAAGAGAGAGUGACAGAUUGGGGAACCUUGUGUGGUGUGCCAGUUCCCUUGGAGAUAGUCCUGCUGAAAAAGGUGCAGGCAUUUUGUGGUGUGGUUCAUUUGCUCGACUGGUGGGAGCUCGCUGACAGCUGGCUGAUGGUGAUGGAGCGACCUGAGUCCGGGCAGGACUUAUUUGACUACAUAACAGAACGUGGUGCACUGGAUGAGUCCGUAGCACGCAGCUUCUUCCAGCAAGUGUUAGAGGCGGUUCGUCACUGCUACACUUGUGGUGUAGUUCACCGAGAUAUCAAGGAUGAGAACCUGCUGGUGGACCUGAGGACGGGUCAGAUCAAACUUAUCGACUUUGGAUCUGGGGCCCUCCUUAAAGAUGGACCCUAUACAGACUUUGACGGUACAAGAGUUUACAGUCCUCCAGAGUGGAUACGGUUCCGUCGGUACAAUGGCCGUGCUGCUACUGUUUGGUCCCUGGGUGUGCUGCUGUAUGACAUGGUGUGCGGUGAUAUCCCCUUUGAGCAUGACGAGGAUAUCCUGAAGGGUCAGGUCUUCUUCAGAAGCAACAUAUCCACAGAAUGUCAGCAGCUGAUAAACUGGUGUCUGGCCCAGCAGCCAUGUUCCCGACCAACUUUGGAACAGAUCUUCCUCCACCCCUGGGUUACCAGCAACAGUGAUGACCACAAGAGCAAAGCAGACAAUGAGAGCACGACACUGAAUAUAAAUGAUGCCUCUUUCCCCACCUCCAGCCAGCAGAGCGUCUGACUGGUCAAUACAAGCCUCUUCCUCAGUGCAUUUUUACAGUAUUUUAACUACCUUUGAAUUUAGUCCAUGAUAAUGGGGCCAAUGUUGUUUACUGAGUCUGGAACAGACUAGAUUAUUUUCUUGACAGCGCAUCUUUGCACUACAGACAUAUUUUUCUUCAUUUGAUAGAGCAGUCACUUUCUAUUUUAGGAUGAAUUAUUUGAUACGUCACAUCAAAUGUGUAAUUUGUCUUGUUUCUGCCAGAAGUGCCUAUGUCUUGAAUGCUGCCAUGUUGGAUGUUGGCAUCUUUGAACAGUCUUUUCCAAAUGGUUGAAGUAGAUGUUGAAAGCCAAAAAGUCUGAAUGAAAAUAUUUCUGUUGUUUUUACUUAGUAUUUCUUUUGUGUUGUGAGUUUGCCCUCAGAAAUAUAUAGACGUUUGGUUGACUGAAAUCGACUACUAGGGCACAUUCAAGAUACCGUUUCAUCUUUCUUACUGUCUUUUUAAACUCUUAACAAUCACUUCUGCAAAGAAGUCAACAACACUCAACAAAUGUUUCUAUUUUCAACUGUUUUGUGUUUCUAUCACAUGUUGCCCAAGUCCGAACCAUAGGCUGUUGAUGUCUUUAAAUUUUAUUUAAUAUAGUAUAGUCAACCUAAACAGCUAAUAACUUCCAGUUACUGGGCGGAAACGCGUUAAAUAUUUGAUGUUUGUAAAGAGGUGUGUCGGGUUUAAACUUUCAUUCUAAAAAAAAGCCUCAGCUUUUGAAACAAUCUAAUUUCCGUAUCUGUGAAGACUGAAGGGUAAAUCUUGUUAGGAAGUUCCAAACCUGUUGAGAAUGUUGUUUAUGUUGUAUCUUUAUUGAUGAAUUAAUGUUUCACUUUUUCUCGUGCUAAUGGAUUUGAUCCGAAUGUGACUUCUCAGGUACUUCAAGACUGUUUACUAGUGAUUGCAUGUAUUUGUAUAUGGAAGCUAAAAAUGUCUAUUUUUCUUUUGAAUUUUGUUGGGUUUGAGGGUUUUUUUUGUUUUUCCCUACGAAAUACCUCACCUGUUUGUGUGAAUGUUAGACUUGAUGCACAGUUAAUGCAAGAUGUUCAAUUACAGAAAUGUUUUUCUUCUAAUUUUUACAAGUGUUGUACAGUUAUUUAUUUUAUUUCAAGAUUUCUUAUUUUAAGUUUUUAUAUCGGUUUUCCAAAGCAGCUGAAACUUUGUACUGACUUUGACCUCCUUACAUCUUUUGAUAUUUUUUUUUUCUCAGAAGUCUUUGAAUAAAAAAAAUAGUAG